GGAUGCUUCGAGAACAGUGUGAGCUUACGAACAACCACUCUUUCAUAUACUCGUCCAUGAACCGCGCUGCUUCACGAUAAGGAUCACUCACUAAGGAAAAGAAGCCGACUCCGCAUAAUCCCAUAUUUCUGUUCUCAACCCUCAUCUCGGCGAGUUCGCCCAUCCCUCUCGCCAAGUACUUGCAUAACCCCACCAUUCAAUCACCCGAGGACGUUCAAACCAACCGAAUCCAGAGCUACCAUCACGGGUGAUAAUAUUCGCGAACGACCGGGGAAAUCACAGGCAUUCGGGGAAUAGCAUGUCCUCACACGUCGUGGUCAUUGGACCCGGCGCAAGGCGCGCAACAGUCAAGGUAUCGCCGGGCACCUACCUUUCCGACGUCCUGCAGCAGGCGUGCAAGAGCCUCAACCUGCCGAGCGACAAGUAUGUUGCCAAACACAAGGCGAAACAGGUCGAUCUAUCUGUUCCCUUCCGCACCUCUGGCCUCAGCCCCGGGGCCAAGCUCGACCUCGUCCUUAAAUCCAACACACCCUCAGCGAUCCAAGUCGCCCUGCAGCUACCACAGCCCGAAGCCAAGGAUAUCCCCGGCGGUCGGUUAAUAAGGAAGUUCCCCAGUGACCUGACGCUAUGGCAACUUCUACGGCAGUUCGAGAGCGGCGAUGCGAGUGCAGGGAGGAAUAUCAAUAUCACUGCUCGAGGCGUGGCCCAGAUGUCCAACGAGACGGCGACCGCAGGCAGUGGACAGCUGUACUACGAAACCCCAGUGCUGAACAUCAUGGGAAGAGAGCUGUCAACCUUGGACGACUUUCAAAAGACUCUCUCGCAACUUGGAUAUAACUCGGGGAGUGUCCUCAUACGACUUGGCUACAAAGUGACGGAUCAAACGCUGUACGACACGUUGGAGCGCAUUGGACAGUAUUUCAAGGAUGUGGAGGAUACGUUACCAAAGCCAGCUUCUGCGACAGCGGCAACAAACACCCCCGUAGUAGAGGCGCCUACACAUGUACAGACAGUCGAUUCACCUAUGCCGGACGUUGCGCCCACCAGCCAGGAGCCCGAACCAACAGCACCUGCAACGACGCCAGCGCCGUCCAAUGAAGCGGACUCCGUCGAUAUGCCAGCUUCUGCGUCAAAGGACCCUUUUCAGCCUUCUCACGUGUAUUUGGCGCCGUCAAGUGACGUCCCAGCUGCCGCCAAGGCGCCAGUGCGUGAGGUGGACUACACGCCGACGAUCGCGCAUGCUCAGUUACACCAAGCUCGUUUACAGGAAAACUCCAGGAACAAGCGUUUGUUGUCAGACAAGGAACUUGAAGAAAAAGCGGCGGCUGAAGAAGCCAAGUUCGCCGCUGUGAAAACUGUCAGUGUCAAGGUCCGAUUCCCAGACAACACCAGCAGUGAAUGGGUGGUUGGGCACGGGGAGACGGGCGGCUUCAUAUAUGAGGCUGUCAGGCAUGUCAUGGCGGACCAGAGCCAGCCUUUCAAGCUCGUCAUCUCGGGUGGGCGGACGGUGAUCAAGGAUGACAGCAGCGCGAGCAACAGCCUCAUCAGAGCGUACAAACUGACUGGCAGGACGCUGGUGAACUUGGUCUGGGACGACAGCGUAUCCACUGAGGUGCGGAAGAAGCCCUUCCUCAAGUCCAGCGUGGCCAGUCAGGGCGAGUCCGUAAAGAUUCCCGAGGUGCCUGAGGUAGAGGAGGAAGAACCCGAGGCAGCGCCUAUUGUCGAGCCCAAGGAGGAGAAGAGCAAAGGCGAUGGCCUGGGCAAGAAGAUGCCCAAAUGGCUCAAGAUGGGCAAGAAGUAAUUACGUGUCGACUGGUCUUUCGCCCGUAGCGAGCAUGGAUGGUAGCAAGAGACACCGCAUAGCGCUGUUUAAUUCGACACUGAAAUUCACAAUCACGA
Emericellopsis atlantica is the source of this 1899-nucleotide messenger RNA. Its product is annotated as GLUT4 regulating protein TUG-domain-containing protein. NCBI's taxonomy places the organism in Eukaryota, Fungi, Ascomycota, Sordariomycetes, Hypocreales, Bionectriaceae. The coding region runs from base 299 to 1801 and encodes 500 amino acids. The transcript has a single exon. The record is from RefSeq and is a predicted model, not a curated record.